AUGGGAGCAAUCGAAUCUACAAUGACCAACGGUGAUAACAACGGACACCCCAUGAAUAUUCUUCUGGCGGAUACCUACCGCGACAGAAGCCAAAAGAACGACAGGACUAGACGCGAUAGUAUUCAGACUUUCUAUUCCGCAAAUGAAGAACUGGAGAGCAAUGACCACGCCUCUCAUUCUCCAGGAAUCGACAAUGAAACAGCGUGGUCUCCUCUAAAACAGGACCAGAUGAAGGGUCGUCUGGCCGAACCAUUCCAAACCCCUGAGAGGAAAAGGCCCAAUGCCAAACCACGAGUCUCAGAUCGUCUCGAUGAACCGUUCUCAUUCUCUGUCCCUGAGAUACAGAGAUCCCAUGUCAAACCACGGGUCUCGGAUCGUCUAGACAAUCCUUUCUCCGGGCCUGACCAACUGCCCUUUGAUCGGCCUUUAACCUACGAUGACAAGCACACUUCUCACACCAGAAAAGCAAAGCAGAGGCCAGAAUCAUCUAUCAGUCUAAACUCACAAAUAUCACGAGAAAUCAAAAACUUCCACGGCCACGAGCCAGCAGCGUCUCAUUGGCAAACUCCAAUCGAUCCUCGAGCCGGAGAUGUUCCUCUUCCGUUGGACACAGCGGGGAAAAGCCAUAAUCGCCCUUCCAGGUUAACCAAAAACAAAAGACCUGAGCAAGACAUUAAUCCGCCGUCUCGUCGUCCGGUACAACAACGUGAACUGUUACCGCACACUCGUGCAGUGGAACAUCCUCGUCCGCUACCAAAAGUGCAAGGAUCGCGCAAAUACCUGUCUAAAAGACCACCACCUUUGUCUUUGAAAGGGUCUUCUCGCGACUUCGAGGGUUCUGGUUCUUGUCAAGUUGGUCCGGAUAUAAGCAUUCUCUCCGGGGAAACAGCGUAUGUCCAACCCAGGCGACUCCUUGUAAAGAAACCAAAGGGUCGCGGAGAUGUUCCAAAGGAUUUCAGUAAAUCCAAGGAUUAUGAGCAACCAUCUUUACGUCCAGGGAAGCAGCAGCAGCUUCAUACUCAACAUUCUCCCGUCUCUCCUAUUUCCAGCGGUCCUCUCGGCUCGCCAGUCUCGUCUGUGUCUUCACUGUCAUUUACAGACAACCAUCGUGAUCUCUCCCAGAAAGAAGACAGAUCCGAUAUCAUUUCACCAGAACUGGACAAACCUGACUCCGAAGUGGAAAUCCUGCAACCAACAAAGCUCCAGCCACAGCGAGUUUUCCCCUCCACUCCGAGCAGAUACUUAGAGAGCCACCGGUCAUCCGACGAAGAAAGCAGCGGUGAAGAGGCAGAUUCCACUUUGUGGAGGCCUGUUGGGUCCAGGACGGGACUCUUCGCUGGCCGUUUCGAGUUUGAGUUGGAUAUCCCCGUUGUGACAGAGACAUACGAAGAACCCGCAUCCGAAUCCGAAUCAGACUCAGACAGUCAAGCAGACGUCAGCGCCAAAGGCAAAUGCAAGCAACCAGUACGAGUCCAGACAAAAACAAUAGACGCAACGACCAUCGAAGGAUGUGUAGAAAUCACCGAAUUCGAGAUCAUCGCGGUUGACAAGGGAAAUCAAGACAUCGCGGUUGACGAGAAAAACCAACAUCACUACUUGGAAUGUAUCAUACCAUCUAAGUGCUUCAUAAUGAACAACAAACCCAGCGAGAAAAAAAACGACGAUGUUUAUAGCUAUAACAACCCAGCGACGCGUAAAGCACGAUACUACGGCAUCAUCGAGGGCAUUCGGUUUCCACGCCACAUGAAACAGUGCACACUCGUUGCAAACUUUAAUGUACAGUACUCGCCAAAAAUCAAUUUCUCGAUCAAAGUAAAAGACUGGAAGGUGGAUGUUGAGUGGAUACGGAGAGAACGUGAACAGUAA
Talaromyces rugulosus is the source of this 1866-nucleotide messenger RNA. RefSeq lists its product as uncharacterized. NCBI's taxonomy places the organism in Eukaryota, Fungi, Ascomycota, Eurotiomycetes, Eurotiales, Trichocomaceae. The transcript has a single exon. The coding region runs from base 1 to 1866 and encodes 621 amino acids. The record is from RefSeq and is a predicted model, not a curated record.